AUGUCAUCAAAGAACAAAAAGUUGGAAAAUUCAGAAGCUUUCUAUAGGCCUUCAUUAGCUGUUCAGAAGACCAGUGCUGAGAUUAUAAAUGAAGCCCGAAAUGCUUUAAGAACAUUAAGAACUAGAAGACCAUUUACACCAAGAGAGGAACAAAGGAAGCUUUUUGGAUCUGCCUCUUCAAGGACACCUGAAAAUAGGCCACCUUCUUCUUUUAGUCUUCAUGCUUCCAGCUUUGAAUCAGUUGAACCAAGGCCUGUGUCUUGUGCACGCCUUAGCCCCCUGGAUCAUAAGCCAAAGUUGCUGUUAUCUUUAACGAGCAAUGAAGACUAUCACAUCCCUCCCCCUAAACUGCCAGUGGAUUCAGAGGAGAUUGAGAAGGUCAGAAAUGCCCGUACAUGUUUGUUUAGAACUGCCUCUCAUGGAAAUCUUCUCAAUGAUAAAAUAUUCAGUUCGGUUGAGAGCAAGAGGCUGAGUUUUGAAGGACAAACUACCCUGAGUGAUGUUCCAAGAAGUGAUGAAUGCUUUCCAGCAAAACUAACUGUCCAAUCAGGCUUUGAAGAUGAGGGCCUUCCAUUAGCUUACAAAGAUAAGGUGAAACAAGCCUGUUCUGAAAUGAGAGAAAUAGCAACACCAUCUCAAGACAUCUGUAAAAGUCUGAGGGAAAACAAAAUGACUGCCGCGGUGAGCAACGAUGGGGCGGAUAGGGAACCCUUCACAAGAACAGAGCUGAGGGACAUAUUUGCUUCCUUUAAGGAGGAAAUAAUGGGCCAUAUGAACGAUCUUAUGAAGCAGAUGAAUGAUAAGCUAGAGACGCUUCAAAUUUCCAUAAACAACACCACACAGACAGCUGAGACAGCACUUGAUACAUCUCUAGCUAACCACGAAGACAUACUAUUGUUACAAUCUAAUGAAAAAUGGUUAAAGGAGAAGGUGCUUACCCUGGAACAUAAGGCAAAGGAAAAAUGCCUCAAAUUUAGGGGUUUUCCAGAGAAAUCGGAAAAAACGGAAGAUCUUUUAACUUUCAUUACAAACUGGCUUUCUGAAAUGGCUUUUACAACCUCAGACUCUGUUCCAAUUUUAACGAAAGCCUAUCGCUUGGGCGUAGAAACGGCUGGCAAAGACAAAGGUCCCAGGGACAUUUUAGUCGAGUUUCUGGAUGUAAGCAAAAAAUCAGCAGUACUCAAAGUGGCAAGGGAUAAACGCUUCCUCAAAUUUGGAGAACACAACAUUCUUGUCUUCCCUGACCUGCCCUCGGAAGUGCUUCAAAUACGACGAGCUCUCAAGCCAAUUACUAAAUGUUUAAUUGAAGCACAAGUUCGCUAUAGAUGUGACCAGGAUCAUCCUAAGAGAUCAGGCAGGCCUUCAUCGUGUCCAGAAAAUAGUAUUUGGAUUAAAGCUGAUACUAAGACAGAAAAUAAUUUGGGAGCAAAUGAAACUGAAGAGGAAGAAAACUACUGGAAUAUGAGAAUUUUGCCAAUUUUACAUGAAUUAGAGACUGAGGACAAUGUAGAAAGCCUUUGCCAUGCCUGUGACAUUCUCUAUCGAGCUUUGGAGGACAGAAAUAUGCUUGGCAAGCGAUUUAAAAGGAGAACUUUGUUUCUGAAGACUUUGUAUAAGUUAUGUGACAUUGCUUCAGAUCCUCUUGGCCUGAAACUAGCAAAAAUAAUUCUGGGCUUGAAAGUGAGUGGAAAAAACCUGCUUAAUGUCUGCAAACUUGUAUUUAAAAUCAGUAGAAAUGAAAAAAAUGAUUGCCUCAUUCAGAGUGAUCAGAUAUUGGAUUCUCUGCUGGAAGUUCUGAGAGCUGAAGACCUGCAAGCCAACACAGAGGCCUUUAUCUAUUGUAUUGGUGCUCUAAAAUUUAUUUCUGGAAACACAAGCCUCAUUCAUGAGAUGGUCAACAAGGGAACGGUUGAAAUUCUGGUACAAUUUAUGAAGCAGAUUAAUUUAAUUAAUGAAAAUGAGGCACAGUUUUGCAGCUCGGGACACCUCUUGGUUCAGCUAACUGCCACUUUGCGGAAUUUAGUUGACUUGCCUCAAUCAAGGUGUAAACUCCUGAGCAGUGGAGCAAUUCCAGAGCUUUGUCUGAUGAUGGAGGAACGUAUGAAUGACAAGGAUAUAUGUACCAAUGUGGCCAGAAUAUUCAGCAAACUUUCUUCCUUCAAUGAUUGCUGCUCAGCUUUGGCAGAUUGUUCCAGAUGUUACAUCUUAUUUUUAGCCCUGCUAAACAAACACCCAAAGAAGCAGGAUUUAGUUGUUCGUGUCAUUUUCAUUCUUGGCAACCUAACAGCAAGGAACAAUCAGGCUCGGGAACAAUUUUUUGAGAUGCAAGGAAGCAUUAAUACCCUGAUAACUCUAUUCCAAACUCAUUGUGAUAUUGACUCUAAUAGUAAACCCUGCCAAGAUGAUGGUGAAUUAAGAAACGUCAAGCAUCCUUCUGAAGCAGAAGAUGUCCUCAUCAAACUUGUAAGAGUGAUUGCCAAUUUGUCCAUUCAUCCUAGUGUCGGUGCAAGUCUAGCUACUAAUCAUCAGAUUCUGGGGUUACUUAUUAAAGUGCUAGAAUACAAAUCAGUUGACAAAUGUGAGGAGCUGGUCAUUAACACUACAGCUACAAUCAACAAUUUGUCCUACUACCAUGUGAAGAAUUCUGUAAUCCUAGAGAAGAAAUUAUAUAUUGCAGAGCUACUCAUAAAGUUAUUAAUGAGUAGUAAUAUGGAUGGGAUUCUGGAGGCUGUCCGAGUCUUUGGUAAUCUUUCCCAGUAUGAUGAAAUCUGUGACUUCAUUGUUCAGAGGAAGGUGUACAAAUUCAUGAUUGCUUUACUCGAUGCCAAACAUCAAGAUGUCUGCUUUUCGGCCUGUGGAGUUCUCCUCAACCUUACUGUGGAUAGAAGCAGGCGUACUAUAUUGAAUGAAGAAGACGCAAUUAAAAAGUUAAUUGAUUGUUUAAGAGACUUUGGGCCUACAGACUGGCAGCUGGCUUGUUUGAUAUGCAAAACCCUGUGGAACUACAGUGAGAAUGUUACUAGUGCUAGGCCCUGCUUAGAAGAGGAAGACUCCAACACCCUGCUAAUUCUGCUUGCAUCAUUUUUGGAUGAAGAAUUUGCAUUGGACUACAAUUUGGACAGUGAUUUAAGAGAUUAUCACAAACUGCAUUGGGAAUCAGAGUUCAAACCUGUGGCACAGAAGCUUCUCCAGAGAAUUCAGAAUUGAAAAUCAUUUUUAUGUCCUUUAAAUAUUACUUAAUUUGA
This is a messenger RNA of Gekko japonicus, 3245 nucleotides long. RefSeq names its product armadillo repeat containing 2 (gene ARMC2). The record is from RefSeq and is a predicted model, not a curated record. Gene Ontology annotation, biological process: cilium organization; sperm axoneme assembly. The transcript has 18 exons. Lineage: Eukaryota; Metazoa; Chordata; Lepidosauria; Squamata; Gekkonidae. Bases 1 to 3207 code for a protein of 1068 amino acids. Gene Ontology annotation, molecular function: protein binding.